This is a messenger RNA of Saprolegnia parasitica CBS 223.65, 2082 nucleotides long. RefSeq lists its product as hypothetical. The transcript is spliced from 3 exons. The record is from RefSeq and is a predicted model, not a curated record. NCBI's taxonomy places the organism in Eukaryota, Oomycota, Saprolegniomycetes, Saprolegniales, Saprolegniaceae. The coding region runs from base 1 to 2019 and encodes 672 amino acids.
AUGAGUCGGCCCGGCGCGGUCCUCGACUGGGCCCUCGCCACCGACGACAAUGACGACGAGAAGGAAGAUCCGUGGGCGGUCUUUAACGCUGCGAGUAUCCUGAUGGUGCCGUUUGAUAUGGCGGCGUUUGUCGCGCCAAUUGACGCUAUGGACGCGGCGCGCGCCGCGCUGGAAGCCCGCCUCGAGGACGAGAAGUUCCAGAUUCUCUGCUUCAUCCAGGACGUCGACGACAUGAACCGUGAGGUCAUGCUGUCGUGGAGCCUCUUCAAGGCCGGGCAAAUUAGCUUGAUGGCGGCGACGGCCGUCACCAACGCGUGCGUGCAUGCUGUCGAAGUCCUUGGGAACGACAUGAGCUUUGCGCACCCGCACCUCAAAGAUCUUGACCACAUGAUGGCGCUCCUCGUCUGCGAACAAGUGCUCGUGGACCUCGUCUCGGAGAACGGCCUGUCAUUGAAAACGGCCGUCGAGCUGGUCGUGCUUGCCAAGCGGGCGAUGGUCGAGCGGCUCCGACCGGCCGCUGAGCGCACGAUCGCCCAGCGCCUCAAGGUGUCGACGGUGGUCGCGUCCCGUGUGAUCGACGUGGUGCACAUGCACUAUGACCAGUCGGACGUGUGGAGUCUUGAUUGGACGUCGUCGCUCGGCAACAAGAAUGGCUUUGUCAACCUCCAGCACGCACUCUUUAGCUUCCUCGAGGUCAUCACGCCCGGCCACCGCAUGAUGUGCCGCCCCGGCACCUUUGGCCGCGACUGGGACGAGCGUCGCCAGCCCGCGUCGUCGCUCAUGGACCUGUACCAGACGUUUUUUGCCAACAUGUUGCCGGCGCUUGUCAUCCAUGUACGUGACACAAGCCUCUUCACGCUCGAGUACGAAGUCAAGAUGAAGCCGCUUCUCGUGCUGCUCAAGGCAUACGUCAAGACCAAGGAAGUGCCGGUUGCGCUCGUCUUUGCAUGUCAGGCGGUCCUCUGGAGCCUCUUCUUGACCCAGGACAAGGCUCAAGACGGCAUGUGCUGCGCCAAGGUCGUCGACGACACGCGGCACACGAUCGGUCGCGUGACGCGCCAAAUGCAAGCGCUUUGUGACAACGCCGACGGUAUCGUCGUACCGCCACCCUCCAAGAAGAACGUCGAGGCGGCGCUCGGCUGGCUCCAGAACCUCCGUGUGGCGACAUCGCCCGACGAUGCAUUUAGCCAAAUGGAAGUCGACCGUGCGUGGUUCAACCCGUACAUGGCCGGCCAGAUCCUCCUCACGAUCACAAUGGAGAUUGGCUUCUCCAUGGGCCUCGCGACCAUGGAUGACAUUGGCCAGACGCGCAUGGUCCUCCACCUCUACAACGCGCUCCGUGUCCUCGACAAGAUCCCGCCGAACGCGGAUCUGGACAACUUGGUGAAUAUGUUUGAGCGCGGCAAGUCGGUUUGGGUUGGUGGCCGCCCAACCGUCCGCGGCGGCUUUGUCAAGGCCCAUCUACUGGCGUGGGGCUAUAACGCACCGACGGCAGCGGCGUUGGCCGCCAACCUUCACCGCGACAAGGAGGCCUUCCUCGCAAAGUCGACGCUUCGCGACCAGAUGGACCACCGCAGCGACGCUCGGAAGAAGCAAGCUAAAAUCAGCGACUUUGGCCGGGCGCUCCAGACGACCGACCCGGCGCCCGUGAGUCGAGCGUAUCGGUACGUGACGCGCCUGACGGCACCGACGGAGACGACGACGCGUCUUCCAUUGGCCAUCGACAUUAUGAAUAUCCUCCACGCCGACUAUAACGCGUUCUUGUACCUCGACCUCAACACGGUCGGACAGCUCUUCCGCGCCGCGUGGACGGACAUGAUCACGACGUUUGGCUUCAAGGGCUUCGACUUUGCACCGGAGCGCGGGAUCGUCGACGGUCCAUGGCGCGAGACGGACGCCAACACGCUUCUCGGGCUCUGCGACGUCGAUCCCGACCACCCGCGCGUGUUGGUGGCCGCCGGUGCGAUGCAGCAACUGGCGCAGCAGAUGCACACCGCCCACACGAGGUCCAGCAUGUAGUCGUACAACGCACUGGUGUCGUUGAGAUGCAACCAUAAAGCUCAAUAUGAACGUCGUCUGUAC